AGCUAGUCAACAUGGCAAGCGAAGUAGUAGAGCCACAGGCCGUCCAGGGCGCCUCGAAUGACCAGGACAAGGAGAACAAGUUCCAGCAAGCAAUCGCUUCAUGGCGGACCUCGAUCGACUCGUUUGUCACAGCCCAAGAAGUUGUCCCCAAGCUCGAAUCCGAGAAUAAACACCUUCAGUCAACCGUCGCCAAGUUGACAGCACAACUAGAAGAGACUGAAUCUCAGUUGGAACACGAGCGCGCUACCAGACAGUCCUCACAGUCAAGUCAGGACACUAAGAUCAAAGAAGUCGAAGCAUCAUGGAACGCCGUCCUGAAAGAGAAGCAAGACAACUGGGAUGCAAGAGAGAAGAGCUUGGAAGAAAAGGUCGACAACCAAGACCGCCUGUUGAAGGAGCUUAAGGCCAGCUACGACGUCGCCCAACGUCUAGGUAAGGCUGAAGACGACACAUCAAACAACCUCCACGGCGCAUCGCAGCAGGAGCUCGACCUCGUCAACCAGGAAUUGGAAAAGGCAAAUCUACGCCUGUCCGAGCUGGAGGGCCGCAACGAGCAACUCCGCCUUGACCUCGCUCAAUCUACCGCCAACCAGAGCUCAUCCCAGACUGCCACCUUGGUCGAAGACGACCCUGCCUUUCUCCGUCUACGCUCCGAAAACUCUCAACUCCUGCGAAAGCUCGAUGCACAACGCUACGAGAAGGACUCGGAAAAGACUAAGUGGGAUUCGAACGUCAGGACGCUCGAGCGGGAGUUGGAAUCUCUCAAGCAGGAUCGCGAGAGCAUCAAGCGCAAGUUGGACAGGUGCAGCGACUAUGACGAGGUCAAGCAAGAGCUGGACAUGCUCAAGUUCGCGACAGGCGACGCAGACGACUCGGACCACGAAACAAAUACCGCCCCUACCACCGACAAAGGUGAAUCGCUGGAGAAGCUCCUUCUCGCUCGCAACAAGAAGCUCUCCAACGAGCUCACCAUUCUCCGUGUCUCGCACAACGACCUCCAAUCUCGUCUCGAGUCGUUGCAAGAAGACCUGUCUAGCACAAACAUGGAAUUGGAGAAGUCACGGAACCUAACACAGACGCUCGAGGAAGAUUUGCUGCAAGCCCAGAACGAAGCCAGCAAUACCUUUGACCCCUCGGCCAUGUCGGUAGCAGGCACAUAUACCUCUCGCUAUCCCAAGUCCUCGUAUGCUGCCUCCAUACGUCGUGGUGCCAACACUUCGCCCACCUCUUCCAUCAUCUCGGGUUUCGAUACGAGCACCUCGUCGCCUAGAGGCUUGGAUUCGCUGCGCCCAGAGGCCCCCAACGCUGGCAUUUUGCCAAUGGUCACUGCUCAACGUGAUCGCUUCAAAGCCAAGAUUCGCGAGCUGGAGACGAACCUGCAAGAACAAUACUCUCUCGUAUCAUCUCUGCGCUCCGAGAUUGCCAGUCUGCAAAAGGACAAUUUAUCCUUGUACGAGAAGAGCAGAUAUGUAAACAGCUACAACACAAAGGGUGGCGCAACAUCUGGAUACUCUUCCACGAAUCCAAGCACCAUCACAAUCGAUCGCAGUAAUCCUGGUGCCGAUGCUCGCUACAAGUCGGCCUACGAAAACUCAAUAUCUCCAUUUGCUGCCUUCCGUAGCAAAGAAACCAGCCGCGCUUUUCAGCGACUAUCAUUGCCUGAGCGAGCUGUCCUGCAAGCGUCUAGACUUGUACUUGCCACGCGGACGAGCAGGAACAUGUUCGCCGUCUGGGUUGUAGGACUUCAUCUUCUGGUCUUUGUCAUGUUGUUUUGGAUGGGCGGCAGCGACACACCACACCUAGCCCACACUGUUGCUGCUGGCAACGCCGCAAUCGCUGGUGCAAGAGUAGCCGCUGGGGCGNCCGGGGGUCCAGGUGCGAAGUGGGAGCAACCCGGCUUCGGGGAUACG
Messenger RNA from Aureobasidium uvarum, 1910 nucleotides. Lineage: Eukaryota; Fungi; Ascomycota; Dothideomycetes; Dothideales; Saccotheciaceae. The record is from the annotation of a GenBank genome assembly.